UCAAGGGAAAACAAUUUCCCUUCAGGCUUGAAGUUGCUGGCUGAAGGGGCAGUGCAGCCUAUUGUAGAUAUUGUUUUGAUCCAUGGCCUAACUGGCGACCGAGAGAGAACCUGGAGGGCGUCAAGUAGCACCAGUCCUUGGCCCACGCGCCUGCUGCCUGCUGAGAUCCACAACGCGCGGAUACUCACAUUUGGGUAUGAUGCCUAUGUAGCGGACUGGCGUCAUAUGGUCUCGUUCAGUAGGGUUGGGAACCAUGCAAUGAACCUACUUACAGCUUUGGCUACCUGGCGGGAGAAAGAUAAGACUGAUGGACGUCCAAUUAUAUUUGUUUGUCAUAGCUUAGGAGGAAUAGUUUGUCAGGAUGCCCUUACCACUUCCCAACAUUAUCCUGACACUCAUAUCCACAAACUCGCCCAAUGUACCUUCGGGAUUAUAUUUUUCGGAACACCCCAUAAUGGGUCAGGUCUGGCUCAGUGGGCUGAAAAGCUCGCUAAGUCUAUCAAUCUCUUUAAACAAGCAAACUCACAAAUAUUGGAAGUUCUUAAGCAAGAAUCAGAAGUGCUUGCCAGGAUCCAAAACAGUUUUCAUGCAUUUAUCCGGUCGCGAUACGAAAUCCAUGGGAAAGGCUUGAAAAUCACAUGCUUCUAUGAAGAGCUCCCUCUUCCUGGAAUUGGACCAGUUGUUCCAUUGCAAUCAGCAAUAAUACCUGGGUAUCCAUCAAUUGGCAUUCAUGAUAACCAUGUGGGCAUGACAAAGUUUGAGAACAAGAAUGACCCUGGAUUUAUCGCCUUGAUUGGAGAGCUCAGUCGUUGGAUUCAGCAGAUUGAGCCCCUUGAUAUCAAUAAUAGUGGGAACGCUGCAGCUGUUUUGACAGAUCAAGCUGGAACAGAACAAAACCAAAAUGCGUACCAGAGCAGCUUACAGUCCGGUCUAUACCAGAACUGGGAUGCAUCCAUGCAUGAAGCAACCGCAAUCAGUGCAAAUAUUCAGCUUUUUACCGACGACAUACAUUUCAUACCAUGGCGCCAUCGAGAACUCACUACUACCGAGAUUGACCGAUCUCUCAUAUCUACUCUACAGAGACCGCUUGGGGUUAAAAACAGCAAUGAUCCAGUAUGGGUAAUCUAUUUCGGUCUCGUUGAAGGGCACCCUGAGUUUGUUAAAAUUGGAAUAACAUCAAGGGAUCCUCAAUGCAUACUCCAACAAUUGACCCAAGACUAUGGCUUCAGUGUGUCAGACAUAUAUACAUACAAAGUAAACCAUAUUUGGAAGAGACUCGAGGCUUUGCUCUCUCUGGAACUGAGCAACGAGCAGUACAGGACGGUAUGGAAAGGCAAACACGGCAGAAUGGUUUAUAAAGUAGGGUUGGAUAAGGUUCAGCACAUUUUGAGUCGAUGGUUUAGACUUAUUGACCCAGCAACGACACCGAGCCUUUAUGAUCAACAUGGCCAGCUCCAUCGAUUCUGGUAUGAUCGAGCACAAAACAUUGCCUCAAGUGUCAGCAGCACACCAGAGUACAA
Messenger RNA from Aspergillus pseudonomiae, 1520 nucleotides. RefSeq names its product esterase/lipase family protein. The transcript is spliced from 6 exons. The record is from RefSeq and is a predicted model, not a curated record. NCBI's taxonomy places the organism in Eukaryota, Fungi, Ascomycota, Eurotiomycetes, Eurotiales, Aspergillaceae. The annotation marks the transcript as partial.